This is a messenger RNA of Dichotomopilus funicola, 1602 nucleotides long. RefSeq names its product Flotillin-like protein 1. The record is from RefSeq and is a predicted model, not a curated record. NCBI's taxonomy places the organism in Eukaryota, Fungi, Ascomycota, Sordariomycetes, Sordariales, Chaetomiaceae. Gene Ontology annotation, biological process: protein localization to plasma membrane. Bases 1 to 1602 code for a protein of 533 amino acids. Gene Ontology annotation, cellular component: plasma membrane. The transcript is spliced from 3 exons.
AUGGCCUCUUACAGGAUCGCGGCGCCCGACGAGUAUCUUGCCAUCACUGGCAUGAACGUCAAGAGUGUCAAAAUCACCAAAGCAGCAUGGGUUUGGCCCUUCCAGCGCUGCAUGCGCUUCAGCGUGCAGCCCCACGACUACGCCAUGAACCUGCAGGCCAUGACCAAGGAGAAGCUGCAGUUCCUGCUCCCCGUCGUUUUCACCAUCGGCCCCGACGUCAACCAGCGUGGUGCCAACUCCCGGCGCGACCUUCAUGAGCCUUUCGCCGGUGCCGGCAGCGAGGGCGGCCCAGCGGACGCCGACCACGGCGUGCACGCGCACGACUUCCGCCGCGAGGACCAGGGCGACUCGCUGAUGAAGUUCGCCAUGCUCCUGGCGGAUUCAGGCACCAGCAAGAGCGGGAGCAACCACCAGUUCUUGGAGAACAUUGUCAAGGGCAUUAUCGAGGGUGAGACGCGUGUGCUGGUGUCGAGCAUGACGAUGGAGGAGAUCUUCACGGAGCGGGAGGUCUUCAAGCGCCGCAUCUUCCGCAACAUCCAGAGCGAAUUGGAUCAAUUCGGCCUGAAGAUUUACAACGCUAACGUCAAAGAGCUUAAGGAUGCGCCCAACUCGCUGUACUUUGAGUCGCUCAGCCGCAAGGCCCACGAGGGUGCGGUCAACGAAGCGAGGGUGAACGUCGCCGAGGCGCAACUGCGCGGUAACGUCGGCGAAGCCCAGCGCAAGGGCGAGCAAGAGCGUGAGAUCGCCAAGAUCCACGCCGAGACGGCCGUGCAAAAGACAGAGCGGGAUAUCGAGCGUGCCUCGGCCGAGGCUGUCCUCGCGACGCGCAAGAACGAGCUCAACCGCGACGUCGACAUCUCCCGCAUCGCCGCCACGCGCAAGACCGAAGCCCAGGACGAAGAACUCAAGCGCGAGGUGCAGAUCAAGCGCGCGGCCGCUGAGAUGGAACGUCUCCGCGCUAGCGACGUCGUCAAGGCCACCAUCGCGCGUGAGUCCAAGCAACAGGCCGCCGACGCCAAGGCCUACGAGGUCGAGGCCGAGGCCCGCGCGGACUUUGAGAAACGCAAGCAGACUGCCGAGGCCGGCGUGUACAAGGCCAAGAUCGACACCGACGCGGCCGCGUACAAGACCAAGCAGGACGCCGAAGCGUGGAGCUACGCCACGCUCAAGAACGCCGACGCCAACCUGCAGAAGAAGCUCAAGGAAGCCGAGGCGACCGCCGCCAUGGCCGAUGCCUACGCGCGCAUGAGCCAGGCCUUUGGCGGCCCCGCCGGUCUGCUGCAGUACAUGAUGAUUGAGAAGGGCACCUACGUCGAGAUGGCCAAGGCCAACGCGGAGGCGGUCCGCGGCAUGGCGCCCAAGAUCAGCGUGUGGAACACCGGCGCCGAGGCGGGGGCUUCUUCGUCGGGUGAGGGCAGUGGUGGCCACCCGAGCAACAUUGCGGCGAUGCGCAAUGUGUACCAGAUGCUGCCGCCGCUGAUGACGACUAUCAAUGAGCAGACGGGGAUUACGCUGCCGGAGUGGCAGUUUGGUCGCCUGGCUGGGCAGAUGUCGCAGGUGGAGAGGCAGGCGGGGGAUGUCAAGCCGAAUGGGAAGCGCUAA